CACAUUCGCCCAAGCUUAAUCUCUUCUUAAUGAACUAUAACUCCCAACUUCUAAAGCCGAUAUUGUACAACUCCCAGCACCCUGCUACCAAUCCUGACAUUACUGACCUAAGGUUCCCAGAGACACAAAGAUUUUUCUUUGGCGAAAGACCGAUUUUAGCGAAAUCCGACCUAUCCGUCAGAUUAUCGUAAAGUUAGUGGGAAUCGAACGAUCAUGCAUUUUACGAUUUUUUUGUCCGACAUCUGUCAGAAAAUUGAUCGGCCGGGUUGAAAAAUCUUUAUGGGUCCCAGUGCAACGUAUCUAUGGAAAUAUCGCCUGAAAUGGUCUUUUUAGUUGAUGGACACGUCGCACAUUUAAAGGAUUGUUUCGAGGUGAUUGUUGUGUCACGACAAAGAAAAGAUCUUUUAAAGCUCUUCACAUCUAUAACCAACUUUAGCCCCACAACAACUAUAUAUAUAUAUAUAUUGUACAACUCCCUGCACCCCAGUUCAAUACAACCCCCUGCAGGCUCUCAGGCCCAGCGUGUCUCUUAUGGUCAUUUCCCCCGCGGUUACAGAAUAACUCAGAGGAGGCACAAGAUGACUGAUGGGAUUUGUAGUCGCACGCCAUGAGGAGAGCUGCCAGAAGAAGAAGAAGGAGGAGGACAGUACAGGGUUGCUUCUCCCAGCGGGGCAGGCGCGUCACUGGCAGCCGGGUCACUGCUCCCCUCGCCUGUAUCCCACGGCUGCGCACGGACCCCCCUCUCAGCUGGAGGCGGUAGUGCGUCUGCGUGUCACUGCGCCGCUUCCAUAUUAAGUAGUUCCUCGCUCUCCCCUCAGCCGGGAUCCCUGACACACACACAGUCACACGCACCGGGACCAGCGCCGCCAUGCCUGGCAUGAUGGAAAAGGGCACCGUGUUUCUGGGCAAGAACAGAGCCAAGAGCCCGUCCAGCGCCUCCAAUGGCCAUUGUUCCGAGGACAGCGGCGGCAGCGACGACGACGAGCACGGUGGUAGCCUCGAACUAGAGCGAAUGAAUGUGGGCAUGCGGGUGGGAGCCGAUUUCCAGGCCCGGAUCCCGGACUUCGAUCCCGGUGCAACCAAGUACACUGAUAAAGACAGUGGAGGGAUGUUGGUGUGGUCGCCUCAUCAUAAUAUACCAGAUCUGAAAUUGGAUGAGUAUAUUGCUAUAGCAAAGGAGAAACAUGGCUACAACGUAGAACAGGCUUUGGGCAUGCUGUUCUGGCACAAACACAACAUUGAGAAGUCCUUGGCCGACUUACCCAACUUCACCCCAUUUCCCGACGAAUGGACAGUUGAAGACAAAGUUCUCUUUGAGCAAGCUUUUAGCUUUCAUGGGAAGAGUUUUCAUCGAAUUCAACAAAUGCUUCCAGAUAAGUCGAUUGCUAGCCUAGUGAAGUAUUACUAUUCCUGGAAGAAAACACGGUCGCGGACAAGUCUGAUGGACAGGCAAGCUCGGAAGUUAGCCAGCAAAACCAAUCCCGGAGAAAGUGACGAGGAGCUGGAGGAGCCAAAUCCAAAGGAUGGGCAUGAUAGUGAUUAUGACCCUAAAAAGGAAACAAAAAAGGAGCACAUGUCAGACUAUGGCCCUUUCCUUUGCAACCCUAUGGAGAACAAUGACCGGUCCGUAACAGUGUCAAGUUCGGAAUCCUGCUUCCAGCCUGUCAAGGUGGCUCUUGGCAGAAGAGAAUACCAGAGUUUACAGCACCGGCACCAUUCUCAACGAUCUAAGUACCGUCCCCCAAAAGGCAUGUACAUAUCCAAGGAAGAUGUGGUAGCGGUGUCUUGUAGUCCCAACGCAGCAAAUUCCAUUCUCCGACAAUUGGACAUGGAGUUGAUAUCAUUAAAGCGGCAGGUUCAGAACGCUAAGCAAAUAAACAGUGCCCUUAAACAGAAGCUGGAAGGCAGCAUUGAAGAAUUCAGGACGCCUGAGUCAAAUCAGAAAGUAAAUGCGCGAUGGACCACAGAAGAACAGCUGCUUGCUGUACAAGGUGUCCGCAAAUAUGGUAAAGAUUUUCAAGCUAUUGCAGAUGUAAUUGGCAACAAGACUGUUGGUCAAGUGAAGAACUUCUUUGUAAACUACAGGCGUCGGUUUAACUUAGAGGAGGUAUUGCAGGAAUGGGAAGCAGAACAAGGAACCCAGGCCUCUAAUGGUGAUACUUCUGCUUUAGGGGAUGACACAAAAAACACUUCUCAUGUGCCAUCAGGAAAAAGCACUGAUGAAGAAGAGGAGACGUUGGGCAACCGGACAGCUUCACACACAAACCAGUCACCUCCAACACAAUCCUCUGUUCCAGCACAGGCAACUUCUAUUUCGACAGUAAAUCAGCCUCCACCUCUCCUCCGCCCAACACUACCGGCUGCUCCAGCUCUCCACCGACAACCACCACCACUUCAACAACAGGCUCGAUUUGUUCAACCGAGGCCCGCUCUUAACCAGCCACCGCCCCCAUUAAUCCGUCCAGCUAACUCCAUGCCUCCUCGUUUAAAUCCCAGACCUCUAGUGACCACAAGCACUAGUCAGCAGCCACCAUCGUUAAUUGGGAUACAGACUGAAUCUCAACCCAUGCACUAAAUUUAUAGGGCAGAAAUCCAUACUCUUGAUUGACCAUAAUGUAAAUCUAAAGAAGAAACAUCCCUAAUUUCAAGACAUUUACCAUAAAGCUCUUCACAGACAGAUUUAGACAAUUUUUGUACUUUUUCUGUAUUCUACAUUUGUUAAAAAUGUAAAAUUAUAUACAGUCCACAUAUAUAACCUGUAAACCAAAGUAUUUUUGUUUUCUCUGUGAUGAUAUUCAUGUAUUGUAUUUGUUAAAGGUUUUCAUUAUAUUUAAAAGCACUUAAUACACUGACAACAUUUAUUCUUAAUAAAUCCCAGGUGAUUUCCAAAUUUAAUUUGUGAUAGAUUUUUGUAUACUGUAUUUAUGCAUUUUUAUAAGUUAAAAGAGGAACUUUUUUUGGCUUAAUGUUAAAAGUUUUUUUUAAUCAGCCAUCAGAAAUAAUUACAAAAUUGUUACAACAUCCUCAGUAUUUUAUUUUUGUAUGCCUCUUUACAAAUAUUGUAUAAUUGAAUGAUUGUAAUCUCUGUUGUGUUUAUCUUAAUGUAAAUAUGUUUAUGUACUUAUCUAUGUUGAAAUCUUGAGAGUUUUCCAAACUAUAGAAUUUAGUAUCCGUUUCUGUGGACAAAUCUUCGAGUUUUUUAGGGUCCCCCCCUCUUAUUUCUGUUAUCAUAGAUUUGCGCUCACAGACUAGAAUGGGGUGAUUACUAGAUAUUCAGUAAAUAAGGUGUUGAUUUAUUUUGUCUGUACUUGACUCUAUAUAGUGUAAGUGUUUGUAUGUUUACAGCCCCAGUACAUAUUUUAAAUGUUUACUGUGCACUUAGAGGGCAAUUUUUACAAAAAAAGUUAAACAUCUCAAAUGUGUGCUUAUUUAUUGCAUAACUCAAUUGCUUAAAAACAUGAAAAAAAUAACUAGAACAGAAAUCAUUCUACCCAUCAAUUUUUCGAUGAGUGGCAAAUUUCUAUUUGAUCUUCAAAAACAAAGUGUUUUUUGUGCUUAAUACAUCUCAAAAGUUCGAGUUUCACAAAAGUGAACUUGAAUUUGUGAUUUUUGAACACAAAAUGUUGAUAAAUCUGUCCCUUACUACUACUUUUCAAAAUGUUGGAAAAUCAAAUUCUUCCCCUUUCUAUCAAGAGUUCCCUUUGGUAGUUAAAAAAUCUCCUUCAGCAUUCAAGUGCAACUGAUUUUAGAGGAGCAAACAACACAAUAAUCUGUCGAUCAUAAUACUGAAGGCACUUGUUUAUCAAUCUACGGGUCUUUAAGCCAUUUUCUCACAACCAGAAGGCAUCUGAUUAGAAUGAGCCCAUCCAGUACAUCGGCAGUGAUUUUGCGUUGGUUGCCCACCACUGAGAUCAUCUCAGGUUAAAGCUGCUUCCCCAUUUCUUCUUAACCUUUUUUGGUUUUAUUUUAAGUGCACUUACCUCUAUGCUAAUUGGAGCGGUUUAGUUACAUGUACCUAAAGCCAACUGGUAUGGAGAUACAUCUCCUUUUAAUAGCCAGUGAAUAUUUUCCUUGGAAAAUAAUACCAGUAUGCCUCCAAUAGUAUUCUUUUGACAGACAUUUUAAGCCUUAAAUGUUUUAUCUUUACUUAAGUGGUUUAACAACUGAAUCCCAGUAAAUCAAGUAUUUUGCAUUGUCUACAUAGCUUUAUAUAUUUGUUGAGAUUGUGAUGGUAAAGUUUCUAGUAAUUCUUCAUUCUGGCAUUAGUGGCAAUUCUGGAGAAAAUAUGAAUAAGUGGAGUUAUCCAUAUAAAAACAGGUAUGUUUUUUUGAUUUUUCUUUAAUUUCGGGAUCUUUUUCAGGAAAAUCAACUUUUAGUUAAUAAUUUAUACAAUUAACAUUUUUAGAUUCUAUAUUUUUCUGUCUAAAAAUAGAAAUCAAGUUUUGAUAUUUUGACUGUUGCCCUUCUUUCAUGACCUUUGUUUAGCUUCAAACAUAAGCUGAUUUCAAAUGUCAAAAAAAAUAAUUAUGCACCUAGGGACUUCCAUUUUGCGUGUUGAUCCAUGUAUCACUUUUUUUUUUUGGCAUGAGAGGAUUUAAAUCAAUCUGACACAUUAGAUAAUGUAAAUAUGCAUUCUCUAAAAUGAAAUGCCUUAUGAAGGAUGUUCUUCAGCCUUUUAUGGACUAACGUAGAUAAUGUGAACAGUAUUUAUGUCCUCUGUUAUUUAAAUCUGUGUCUUUUUGUGUCUGUGUGUGUAAUUUAACAUUUUCCCAUAAAAUACUGAAAUGGUGGCGUAACUGAGAAGAGCACUGUAAAAUUAUUUGGUGUGUUGAAGUGUGUUAAACCUCGUCAUGUGUCUUGUAAUUUGCAACAUUGCUGUAAUUUGAGCAAGGUGAUGUAAAGAGAAAUCUGAAGUUCCAUGAGAUGACAGCAAGACUAGAACUUCCCAGUAAUGUAUCAUAUUUCUGUAAUUGGGAAUUGUGUAAAUACUGGUUGUAUGUCUCAGUGUUUUUCUUUUUAUUAUGGUGAAGUGCCCGAUGCUUUGAUCGUAUGAUUAAAGUUUGAAAUAACCUUG
Molecule: messenger RNA, 5074 nt
Organism: Xenopus laevis (African clawed frog)
Lineage: Eukaryota; Metazoa; Chordata; Amphibia; Anura; Pipidae
Gene: rcor3.S
Product: REST corepressor 3 S homeolog
Exons: 13
Coding region: 869-2575 (568 amino acids)
Biological process (GO): regulation of DNA-templated transcription; regulation of transcription by RNA polymerase II; DNA-templated transcription
Cellular component (GO): histone deacetylase complex; transcription regulator complex; nucleus
Molecular function (GO): transcription corepressor activity
Source: RefSeq, a predicted model, not a curated record